AAGGUAAGACUACCAAUACUUGGUCAACAUCAUUCGUCGCUCACGCUUCUUCCAUAGCCGAGCAUGGCCAACUGGGGUCUCAUCAUUCCCCAGCUGAACGCCACCGAAAUAGCGUACGGUGACCACUACUACCGCCGCCGUCUCCAAACACUGCAGUCCGUUGAUGAAAUGGUCGACGCCGUCAUCAAGCGUCUCGAUCAGGCCGGUGUCCUCGACAACACCUACGUCAUCUUCACGUCUGACAAUGGUUUCCACAUCGGACAGCAUCGCCUCAAGCCAGGAAAGACAUGCGCCAUUGAAGAAGACAUCAAUGUGCCCUUCUUGAUCCGUGGCCCCGGCGUGCCAAAGGGCAAGACUGUGGACUUUGUCACGACCCACACCGACAUUGCUCCUACGAUCUUCUCCUUAGCUAACAUCACCUUGCGUGAGGACUUUGAUGGAUCUCCUAUUCCCUUCUCCGAAAAUGGAAUCCAAAAGGCACAGAAUGACCCUAAGCAUGACCAUGUCAAUGUUGAGUUCUGGGGUACUCAACGCGGGUAUGACGCUUUUGGUUUAGCAUCUGCGAACAACACUUACAAGGCCAUGCGUGUCCUCGGCGACCGAUACAGCCUGUUCUACUCAGUUUGGUGCAGCAACGAGCGCGAAUUCUACGACAUGAAGAAGGACCCAGGCCAGAUGACCAACCUCGCCGGAAGCGGUUCAGGCCAGCUCCUCGAUCGUCCCUUGUCCGUCGUUCAGGACCGUCUCGAUGCCCUUUUGUUAGUCCUCAAGAGUUGCAAGGCCGAGACUUGCAGGCUUCCAUGGAGGCACAUCCAUCCGGAAGGUGGCGUCGAGAACCUCCGGGAUGCACUUGAUGCCAAGUAUGACGAGUUUUACGCCGGACAGCCCAAGAUUUCCUUUUCGGACUGCAAAGACUUUUACGACAUUGCUUCUGAGGGAGCGCAGGACACCUUGGUUUAUUACGACCCGUGAGUCUCAGUUAUGGAAUAUUUGUGACUGAGGAUGGGUGCUGAGUCAGUUUGAAGUGCGAUGUUUGACGAAGGUUCUGUGGACAAGUCAUCGCUAUCGGAAGAGCUAUAGUAUUCGAGACUUGAGAUCAACAUCCGCUGAUCGGCUUUGCACCCGAGGAGCCGUGCGGCUUAGUGCCGACAGUAUGAGUCAAAUACGAGAACAGUAGAAUGCACUCUGCGUAAGGUCGGUGGAUUGCACGAGAUUCUGAGGCCUGAUAUGACGAAUGUGAGAAAAAGGCACUUUGCCCAUGCUAAGAGCCCGGUCUCGGUCCGGUCACUUAUGCCGAUCGCCUAAGACACCGAGGUGUCUUGAAAAAAUGGGACAAAUCCGUAUACUCUCAUUGGCUCUCCGCACUUUUGCUUAAAAUGCCGAAAGCCGUCAACG
Messenger RNA from Colletotrichum acutatum, 1395 nucleotides. Its product is annotated as alkaline-phosphatase-like protein. The coding region runs from base 64 to 972 and encodes 302 amino acids. Lineage: Eukaryota; Fungi; Ascomycota; Sordariomycetes; Glomerellales; Glomerellaceae. The transcript is spliced from 3 exons. Gene Ontology annotation, molecular function: N-acetylglucosamine-6-sulfatase activity; glycosaminoglycan binding. The record is from RefSeq and is a predicted model, not a curated record.